AUGAGAUGGAGGGGCUGGGAAGCUGCGGCAGUCAGAAUCUUGCUUUCUUCCAGAAUCGUGACUCCUCGCGGCGUUAGGGUUACCCAGUAUAUUCCAAAUACCGCUUGUUAUUGCAGCCAUGGACAUCUACAGGCAAGUUCUGAAUUUCGGUGCUGGUCCAGCCAAGCUCCCACCCUCGGUGUUGCUGGAAGCACAGAAAGAGCUGGUUGACUAUAAAGGACUUGGGAUUAGUGUCCUAGAAAUGAGCCACAGAUCAUCUGAUUUCACAAAGAUUUUGAACUCUACUGAGAUCUUCCUCCGAGAGUUGCUUGAUAUCCCAGAGAACUACAAAGUUCUUUUCCUCCAAGGAGGUGGAAGUGGGCAGUUUAGUGCUGUUCCUCUUAACCUGAUUGGUUUGAAAGAAGCUAAAUGUGCAGACUAUGUGGUUACUGGAGCGUGGUCAGCGAAGGCAGCCAAAGAGGCAGAGAAAUAUGGAAAAGUGAACAUUGUUCACCCCAAGCUUGGAAGUUACACAGAGAUUCCUGAUCCAAGCAGCUGGAACCUUAAUCCUGAAGCCUCCUAUGUAUAUUACUGUGCUAACGAGACUGUCCAUGGUGUGGAAUUUCAGUUUGUUCCUGAUGUUAAAGGAGCAGUGCUUGUUUGUGAUAUGUCCUCGAAUUUCCUGUCUAAACCAAUUGAUAUUUCCAAGUUUGGCUUGAUUUUUGCUGGUGCUCAGAAAAAUGUUGGUUGUGCUGGUGUAACUGUUGCCAUUGUACGGGAAGACUUAUUAGGGUUUGCAUUGAAGGAAUGCCCUACAAUUCUGGAUUACAAAAUCCAGGCAGGAAACAGUUCUCUCUACAAUACUCCUCCAUGCUUCAGUAUUUAUAUCAUGGGACUGGUCUUAGAAUGGAUUAAAAAUAAUGGUGGUGCUGCUGCCAUGGAGAAACUGAGCAUCAUUAAAUCGGAACUUAUUUAUAAUGUUAUUGAUGAAUCCAAUGGAUUAUUUGUGUGUCCAGUGGAGAAAAAGAGUAGGAGCAGAAUGAAUAUUCCUUUCCGUAUCGGAAAUAUUAAAGGUGACAGUGCCUUGGAAAAACAAUUUCUUGACAAAGCUGCAGAGCUUGGAAUGAUGUCGCUGAAAGGACACAGGUCUGUGGGCGGAAUCCGAGCCUCUUUGUACAAUGCCAUUACUACAGAAGAGGUUCAGAAAUUGGCCAAUUUCAUGAUAGACUUUAAGGAGACGCAUCAGUGAGGCAGAGGUUUUGCCCGGCUUUUUUGUUCCAGCUUUUUCUUCAUGUCAUUACCUUUAUACAAAUGGCACUUACAAAUAAGCUAUUUUCCUAUUCCAUAAAUCGUUGUUGAGAAAACUUGUCACUACAUGUACAUAGAUGGAAAAGCAAAAAAUUCUAUGAAUCUUUCCUUAAGCUGCAGUCAAAAUGAAAAUUUCCAUUUGCUAAAGACUUUUGCACCGCACGAAUUUGUGUACAUCAUGUUGGCUAAGAACCAUACCCACAUUGUGGAAACUUCAUGUUUAGUUUUGUAAGGACCAAUCCAUGUGAAUGCAAAUACUCCUUCUCUUUGUCAUUUUAAAGCAAAGACAAACGUGUUUGAGUCAGAUUGAUAUUAGCAGUUUCAAAAUGGUGUGAGUGCAUGUGUGUUGUUUUGUUUUUUGUGUCUGUAAAUAGAGGUCAAAAUGUAUUUUCCAGAGGCAAUAGCAAAUUGUUCUAUUCCUGUAUAUUUUUGUUUUUCAAACUGAACAAAUAAACAGCCUUGUGCUACAUAAGAUGG
Spea bombifrons (plains spadefoot toad) is the source of this 1764-nucleotide messenger RNA. It is a transcript of the gene PSAT1, whose product is annotated as phosphoserine aminotransferase 1. Gene Ontology annotation, biological process: L-serine biosynthetic process. NCBI's taxonomy places the organism in Eukaryota, Metazoa, Chordata, Amphibia, Anura, Pelobatidae. The coding region runs from base 119 to 1228 and encodes 369 amino acids. Gene Ontology annotation, molecular function: O-phospho-L-serine:2-oxoglutarate transaminase activity; pyridoxal phosphate binding. The record is from RefSeq and is a predicted model, not a curated record. Gene Ontology annotation, cellular component: cytoplasm. The transcript is spliced from 9 exons.